This is a messenger RNA of Pantherophis guttatus, 3547 nucleotides long. The record is from RefSeq and is a predicted model, not a curated record. NCBI's taxonomy places the organism in Eukaryota, Metazoa, Chordata, Lepidosauria, Squamata, Colubridae.
AGCCUCGAGGGAAGAAAAGGGGCGGCCUGUCUGCCUGCUCCCCAAAAGGAGACUGGCAGGUGGGACGGAAGGCGCCGAAAAGAAACCGUCCCCGGCGGGGGGGGGGAGAUGAAGAAAAGGAGGGCGCGGGAGUUGUCUUGGGGGCGUUUUAUUUAUUUAUUUAUAUUUUAUUUAUCACAUUUGUAUGUCGUAUAGUCGCCUGGGGGCGGUUUUUUUAAGAUUUACUUACAGCCCUGCAGGAUCGCAGAUCUGGCCAGCUCGUUUUCACUCUCAACUUCUGCCCCGGAAUGAAUGGUGGAAGAAGUGAUGAGUACCGUGGUUGAAGGGAAAGGAGGAAUGGAAGAAGAGACGAGAAAAAGCAGAAAGAGAAGAGAAAGAGAGAACUUGGAAGGGCUAGAAGCAAAAGGAGCACAAUGGGAAAAACCUGGUUAGAGACUUGGAGUGCCUGCUCCAUGGAACAAUUCCCCACUGGUUCCAGAGGGCCUCUUCCAAAAGGCUGUGAAGACUUUGCUUUCCCCACAAGAUACUGGGCUAGGAUGUUGAAUGAGUCCAGUGUAGGUAUGGUUUGUAUGGCAGCAAUUCUGCCGAGUGUCAUCCUGGAGUAGUUAAUAGACUACUAAAAGAAAACUCAACACACAGGUCUUCUCAUCUGCUGACUAAUUGUGCUGGAGGCAAUUGAAUUAAACAGCUAUCCCAAAAGGAGGAGAAGAAACAUUUACAGAAGAGGCAGAAAUACAUAGAAGAUGUCUAUGAUCAGUGCUUUGCCAUUUUUCAAAUCCUCUUAUCUCAGAUCUUCACAAAACUCCCUUAGGAGCCAGCGUCGACACACACUUCCUGCAAGCGAAUUCCGGUGUCUCACACCUGAAGAUGCCAUUGGAGUAUUUGAAAUUGAGAGAGAAGCCUUUAUUUCAGUGUCAGAAGAUUGCCCCCUGCACCUGGAUGAGAUUCGCCAUUUUCUUAACCUAUGUCCUGAGUUGUCACUUGGCUUGUUUGAAGAAGGCCAACUAGUUGCUUUCAUUAUUGGCUCCCUCUGGGACCAGGAAAGACUCAGCCAGGAUGCACUGACUCUACACAAGCCUGAUGGUACCAUAGUCCACAUACAUGUUCUGGCAGUACAUUGCACUUUCCGCCAGCAAGGCAAAGGAUCUAUCUUGAUGUGGCGCUACCUACAGUACCUAUGCUCUCUGCCCUAUGUGCGUCGAGCCACACUGAUGUGUGAGGACUUUCUCAUUCCCUUUUAUACUAAGUGUGGCUUUAAAGUGCUAGGCCCCUGUGAGAUCACUAUUGGUUCAUUAAAUUUCAUUGAGAUGAACUGCGCUAUUCGGGCUCAUGCAUAUAUGCGCAGAAAUAGUGGCUGCUGAGAUAUUUCCCCUUCUUGUUAAUUUCCAACUAUCUGGUUAGAAAACAAAAUAAUAUCUGCUGUGAUUCUCAGUCCUUCAGAUGGAGCUGAAGUCUAAUGAAUCCAGGAAGUGCUGAAAGGCAAGACCUUGGUUGUCCAUGAGUAUAAGAGCCUUCUGAUUCAGCAGUAUUGAGCGAGUAAACCUACUCAGUCUGAAAAGGAAGUAGUGAUAGAUCCCACCCUUUGAAAGUUUCACCAUCUUUACUAUAUGAUGCUUAAGAGAUCUACAAGUGACAAUGCACUGUAAGCUGCUACAGUCAUUCAAUUGUAAGAUAAGAAGAAUGUAAAGAUUACAAGCAAGUCUAUCUUUAAAAAUUAUAGCUAAGCCUUACUUCUCUCUUGUGUCUUGCACUGGUCAAGUUCUCACAUGAGGGUAAAGCUGUAAUGAACUUUAGCAUGUUGUUGUUUAGUUUGAUGUGACAACUAGAUCACUUUGCAUUGAACAAACCAUGUGGAAAAAAAGUGUUAGGUGAGCACUGGGUGAACAUAAUGAUUGUAAAAUAGAAUAAGGAAUAAUGCAAUAAUUUAUUUUCUCAAAUUUAAACCAUGAAGGCAGCAAAACAUGAUAGCUGCUUGCAGUUCUAACUACUAAGAUUUGGUAGUAACAGUUAUGAGUAUUGCAGAGAUUCAUUAUAAAUUACGGAUUUUGCCAUUCAUGUUUCAUUCAUUAAUAAUAACAGCUCUAUUUACAAGGAGCUUUGAAUUCAUAAAAUUGGUGAUUUCAGUUUCACAGUCUUCAAGUAACUAAGUGUAUUUAUACAAAACUUACUGUAAGUUAUUGCUUUUUGUUCACUGGAGAGCAAUUUAUACCUUGUUAUACUGGUAUGUAAAGGUAUGUCACUUCAUGUUUUAUAAAUAUAUACUGCCUUAGUGAUAAAGCCAUGAGGCUUCCGAGCAGAAUUCCUGUAAAUACUUCAUCAUUUAAUUGUCCCUUAAUGCAUAUGAUGUGCAGUGAAUUCUACCCAUGAAGAUCCCCUUGACAUAGGAUGGAAGAAAAAAUAGAUGUACAGUGUGUUUUUAUUUGUCUUUGUAUAUAUGUAUGUCAUUGUUCAGUCCUAUCAGUUGUGAGUCAAGGGAAAUAUUUGUAUAAAUUUUUCAUUUAAAGCCAGAUCAUCAUCUAUUUGCCCGCCAUCCUGUUGGUUUUAGAAAACCAGUAAUAACUUUUUAUCUGUAAAAAUGAAGUUGAUAACAAGCCUGAACUCCAGAGAUUAGGCAGUGGAGUAAAGCAAGGGCCAAUCUGUUAACCAAUCUAUUCAACAUGAAUCCUACUAAUUUGCAUGAUACAGAUAGUCCUCCACUUCAGGCUGUUCAUAUAACAAUGGUUCAAAGUUAAGGUGGCUUUGGAAAAAGUGACUUACAACCUGCACUUGCACUUAACAGCAGUUAACACUACCUUGGUGAUUCGUUUAACAAUCACUGUAAAAAUAGUCUGAUUCUGACUCAAUUUACAAUGAAAAUUCCAAUCCCAAUUGUGCUAGUAAAUUGAGGGCUACCUGUAUAAGUCAUAGUACAUGAUUGCCCCUAAAGUGAUAGAAAGCUACUUGGGAAAAAUAUUCUUUUUUGAUGUAGCACAAGCUAAUCAGCCAGAGGUUUGCAAAAUAUUUUGAAUGGGGGGGGCAUGUUUCCACAGUUGAAAUGGCCAUAUUUUGAAUAUAGGUCAGAAUGCUUUGUAUUAUUGUUUGGAUUUAAAAAAAUUAACUAUAAUCAGAUAUAGACGUGGGCGUUUUCUGGUGCAAUCUGGUCUACUUACCACAAUUGCAGUAGAGAUAAAAGCUGAGCAAAAGGAGGAAGUUAGGCAUUCUGCCUUACUUAUGAAGAGAGCAGAUACCUGUUUGUUUGCUUUUAUUCGUGUGGGACUGGGAAAAGGCUCCUUACUAAGGCAGUAUAAGCCUAUCUAUUCAAAGUAAGCACUGCUAAAUCCAAUGAGAUUAGCUCCAAGGAAACUAUUUAGGAGAUGUCAAAUUUAUAAUCCAUUGUGUGUAAUCAAUGACUAUAAAGUAGUUGCACAUUUGAAUUAAUUACUCGGUCAACCUUGUGCAUAGGAAAAUGUUAAAGUUCUUGCCACUGAAUAAGGAAGCAUUCUCCAAAUGUUAUUGCGUGUGCCAUUUACCACUUGUCAAGUCAGCAAUAAAUGUCUUUUUUUCCUAA